AUGAUGAAACAAAAGCACACCCCCUAUGGCUUGCGUACUUUGAUCUCAAAGGCGAAGCUCAGCUCAAAUGGCUCUGCGUUCCCAUCUCCUUAUACCUCCCAGGCCUACCACUCGCGGUUUAGAUAUAUUGCUUCAUUACCCUUGUCCACGCUAACACCCGUAGAAUCCGUCCCUGAAUCAUUUACCACGACCACCUUCGCCAAACCUUCUCUUCCUCUCACUACCCAGGCCCCGCAGAGCCCAGCCCCAGGACCCGCAACCAAACCAACUAGCACACUCAACACCGCAAUCCGCCAGGCCGCAUCCAUAAAGACCCAGUAG
Messenger RNA from Penicillium lagena, 321 nucleotides. RefSeq lists its product as uncharacterized. The record is from RefSeq and is a predicted model, not a curated record. The transcript is spliced from 2 exons. NCBI's taxonomy places the organism in Eukaryota, Fungi, Ascomycota, Eurotiomycetes, Eurotiales, Aspergillaceae. Bases 1 to 321 code for a protein of 106 amino acids.